Suillus plorans is the source of this 882-nucleotide messenger RNA. RefSeq lists its product as uncharacterized. NCBI's taxonomy places the organism in Eukaryota, Fungi, Basidiomycota, Agaricomycetes, Boletales, Suillaceae. The transcript has 5 exons. Bases 1 to 882 code for a protein of 293 amino acids. The record is from RefSeq and is a predicted model, not a curated record.
AUGUCGUCGAAGUGCGUCUUGUCAAGGCUACCAAAACGCCCAUCGCUUUAUGAAAGGAUCUGUCACAUCCUCUUAUUUGGCCAUGUCUCAGGUGUCAUUGCACGAUUUGAAGAGCCUUGGGAUAUAGCAGAUCGAGUUCCAGAUGCGCAACGACUUUGGGACCGUUGUUUUACAGGUCACUCGCACACCCUCCAGAAGAAGAAUGAUCUGGUGUUCUUCCUAAUCAAGCAAUGCACGUACGACUGGCGCAGCAUGUUCGCAACAUGUGGCGAAAAGGCCGUGACGGCCUUCAUCUCACGGCAGGUCACAGGCUUUGAUACACCCGUUGAAAUUGAAGCAUACGUUGAAUGGGCCGUCCCCCAAACUCAGGCCUUUCAUGAUGAUGAAGGCAGAGGAAAUGCACCUCCGAUCUUGCCAUUCAUGUGGGCCAAUGUUGACGAGAGCGACUCUGAGAAUCCAAUAGGGAAGGGGCCGUUUCAGCACGAGACAAUCCUCGAUACAUUUGCCUUCUAUCUCGAAAGUAUAGCUGCGAUACCUGACGGCCUCUGGAAGACCUCGUCCCCCAAAGCUGCACUUGCCCUCGCAACUGUCGCGGUCGAGAGAGCAUGGAAGCAAUGGGCUACAGGUGAAUUAGUCCAGGACUCAUUCGAUGAUAAAUUUUCGUCAGCGAUGUGGAAUCUUCCAACACAAGAGGUCCUUGAAUCCAUUGACAAACUCAAACCUCGCACAUGGACGAAAAUACUCGAAGGAGCUGCGCACUUCAUUGGGGCCCAUAAGCCCAAGUCCAUACGAGCUCAACAAUGUUACACAGGUGGAGCAGGAUUAUCAGGAAGGGCUUUAUGUUACGAGUCCGAGUCCGAGUCCGAGUCCGAGUCCGAGUAG